GGCAGAGGUUCGAGAAGCAGGGUUUCGAAGGCAGUGAGUCAUAACCUGUGAUUAUACACAAUGAGUCAAGGGACGACUUCAGAUGUGAUUGUGAUCGGAGCUGGGAUAAGCGGUCUGAUAGCUGCUCGAAUACUUAAGCAAUACGGGUUGAAGGUCACAGUGUUAGAAGCAAGAGAUCGUGUUGGCGGAAGAACGCUUACUCUGAGGGAUGAAUCUAUUGGUUAUGUGGAUCUUGGUGCAAUGUUUGUCGGUGCCACGCAAUACAGAUUGGCACAAUUAUUGAAAGAACUGGGAAUUGAAACGUAUCGCGUUACAGAAGAAGAAAGUGUUAUCAUUCAGACUGUGGGGAAACGGACAAUAAGUAACGACGAUAUGCCUAAUUGGUCCAAUCCAAUAGCACGCAUGGAUUCAAACAAUCUGUUCCGGACAAUUGAUAAACUUGCCAUGCAGGUACCACCCGAAGCACCAUGGGAUUGCCCCAACGCUGAAGAAUGGGACAGUAUGACGUGCACGACAUGGUUUGAUGAAAUGUGUUGGACUAAGGUAACAAGAGCGUACGCAGAUAUUUUUGUGAGAAUCAAUUUUGCCGUCGAGUCACGUGAUUUAUCAUUUCUGUAUUUCCUCUGGUAUAUUCGUUGCGCUGGAGGAGUUUUGCAAGUACAUCUUGUGGAAGGAGGCGCACAGGAACAGAAAAUAGUUGGCGGAGCACAGCAGAUAAGCGAGAAAUUAGCGAAAAUCAUUGGAAUUGAAAAUGUAGUGCUGUCAAGAGCUGUAGUAAAACUAGAACAAGGCAAUAACGAAGUAAUUGUUACAACGUCAGAUUGGGGCGUUUACAAGGGCUCCUACGUAGUAUGUGCUUUACCGCAGAAUCUAUUGAAUCGCGUGGAAUUUGCUCCGCCUCUUCCGUCUGUACGAAUACAGUUCAUGUUUAAGCAGACAAAUGCUUUUGUUGAUCCUAGCUUCUUAAACGGUGACUGGGGACGCAAACUUUGUGGCGAAACUAAAGAAAAACGGAAGGCAGUAUUGUGCCAGGAAUACGCCAAAUCACUGAAUUCAACAGAAGCAUUGAAUCCUAUCAACUAUGUGGAGUUUGAUUGGACAGGAGAGCAAUACUCCGGCGGGUGCUACGUGUGCGCAUACCCACCAGGCGUUCUCACGCGAUAUGCAAAGGAACUACGCAACCCAAUUGGUCGAGUUUACUUCGCUGGAACGGAGACCGCGUCGUCAUGGACAGGGUAUAUGGAUGGUGCUAUACAAGCUGGUGAUCGAGCUGCUAAAGAGGUUAUAUCAUGUUUGCAUUUGUCUACAUUGUGGUGCUUUUAA
Saccoglossus kowalevskii is the source of this 1323-nucleotide messenger RNA. Its product is annotated as amine oxidase [flavin-containing] B-like. The record is from RefSeq and is a predicted model, not a curated record. Gene Ontology annotation, molecular function: oxidoreductase activity. Lineage: Eukaryota; Metazoa; Hemichordata; Enteropneusta; Harrimaniidae.